Messenger RNA from Leptopilina boulardi, 2231 nucleotides. RefSeq lists its product as uncharacterized. The transcript is spliced from 3 exons. Bases 560 to 1795 code for a protein of 411 amino acids. Lineage: Eukaryota; Metazoa; Arthropoda; Insecta; Hymenoptera; Figitidae. The record is from RefSeq and is a predicted model, not a curated record.
UCUCUUAACAGUCUUCGAAGCGGGAAAUAUUAUAGGGGGUCAAAGUCAAGCGCAGUACAGUCGGUGCUGCAUCGUUCAACACGGGAGUUGUUUCAAACAAGUUACACUUUAAAUUUAACGUGCGACAAUAAGAAAAUAAAAUUAAUUUCUUUUUUUAUUUGCAAAUCAAAAGACGAUUUUUUGUGACGAAUGUGAACUUCUUGCGGAAAUGACAAUUAUAGUCUUCAAUUUGAUCUAAUUCGUCAGUCAGAUUUCUAGGCCGCAAUAGCCGCAACUGGUCUUAGAAUUGAAUAAAUUUAUCAACAAUUAAAGUUGUACAAUUUGUCAUGCUUAGCUAUCAAUUCUAAUAAUAACUCGAGUUUUUAAUUAGUAGAAAAAAUAAAAAACAAAACAAAAAUGUAAAUUUUUGAAGAAGCACACGUUUUAAAGUUUAAAAAAAAAAAAAAAAAAAAAAAACAUUCUUAUAUAAUCAUUUCAGACUUGUUGAAUAAUGAAAAGUGGUGAUAUAUGUGUGAACACUGGACAUAGGAAAUAAAAGAGUCAAAUUUAAUUCACUAAAAUGACAACAGUUAAUAAUGAGCUUCCCAUCAAAGAUCUCGAGUCAGUUCUUCAAGAGCACAUUGGUAAAAAAUUAAAAAUUAAAAAUCUCGAUUGGAAACAUCUCACAGAUCCAGGCGAAAAUUUUGGUAGUUUAAUUUUAGCGAUAAAUUUAACAGUUGGUGAAAAUGGAUUUACAAAAAAAUUUCAUCUUGUCGCAAAACUUCCACCAAAAUCCGAUUAUCUUCUCGAUCUUUUCAAUAGUCCAAUGUCAUUUUAUAAAGAAAUCUAUUUUUAUAAAGUAAUAACACCUGAAUUUUUACAAUUUCAAUUAUCCUUUGAUAUUGAUAAACAAGAAUUAAUUGAAUUGGUACCACAAUAUUUUGGCGGACGAUUAGGCUUUAAGGAUCAUGAUAAAUUUGAUGAUCAGGCAACAAUUUUAUUGGAGAAUCUAAAAAUUCAAGGUUACGAAACAGAAGAUCGUAUUAUGGGUAUGGAUAAAAAACAUAUGUUAUUUGCAAUUAAAAAAUUAGCAAGACUUCAUGCAUUGACAAUUGCAUAUAAAAUGAAAAAACCCAAAGAAUUUAAAUCAUUGAUAUUGCCUGGCUUACAAAAUGCAUUCAAUAAAGAAUCAAUAAUUGGUUUACAAGAUAUGAUUAAUAAAGCAAUUGGAAAUUUAAAUACCCUUAAAGAAGUUGAAUUACAAAUGCCAAGUGUCAUUAAAACAAUGGAAUAUGGUGCAUCGACAAUGGAAUUACAACCAAAAGAGCCAUGGGCAACAUUAGUACACAGUGAUUUUUGGGUGAAUAAUAUGUUAUUUCUUCAUGAUGAUAAAAAAUCGGAAAAUAUAAUUGAUAUGAAAAUAGUUGAUCUUCAAUUAACACAAUAUGAAGAUGGUUGUCUUGAUUUAAUAUUUAUGAUAAUGUCAAGUGCAAAAGCAAAUGUUAUUGAUGAAAAUUUAGAUGAAAUGAUUGACACUUAUUAUACAUCAUUUAUUGAUUGUCUUAAAAUUUUUCAUGUUGACGUCAAACAAUUUCCAAGGGAUGAAUUUAAUAAAAAUAUUCAAGAAUCAGCAAAACGACGAUUAGAUCAAUGCGUAAUGAUGGUACAAGUGAUACAAGCAAAACGUGGCUCAGCACGUAGGGUGGACAAUAUUAAAAAUAAGGAAAACUUUUUAGAUAUGGGUAGAAGUAAAGAGAAUGAUGAGAAAUUAAUACACAUUGUUAAGACAUACGAGAAACGAGGAUGGUUUUGUUAAAAUCAUAUUACUGGAAUUUUCGAAAAUUCCAAACAUGUAGAUAGUAGAAUAAAAAAAAAGAUUUUUAAAUUAUAAUUAGUUUUUUUUAUAUAUAUUUCUAUAUGUGACAAACACGUAAAAUUAAAUAAAAGUCAAAAUUCAUUAUUUCAUCGAAAAAGUAAUUAAAAUUUUGUUCACAAAAAAUUGGAAUUAAUAAAUUGUAAUUGUACAAAGCAAAUUGAAUUAAUGAAUCAUUUGACUAAUUUAUCUGCCAUAUAAACCUCAUUUGUCAUUAAAGAAUUAUGAGAAAAAUCAACAACUCUUCAAGUUCAUAAAGUCAAUUCGAUUAAAUGCAACAUUUGUUACAUUGUUCGUGGGAAUUGCGAGAUAAGAUAAAAAAAAAAAACCGCUACAGAAAGUAUAUUUUUAAGAAACAAUAAAAACAAUGUUAUCGCAA